AUGUACGUAUCUGCUGCAGUAGGACUGGGAGUCUCUGCUGAAAGCAUCAUAAUUGCCCACUGUUUAAGGUUUCCAUCCAGGUUCUUUGGAAUGAGAGUUAAGAAAAAUUGGCUUCACAUUUAUAUUUGGUUUAAUGCUCAUUUCCUUUCUGGAACUCUUGUUUCUGCAUCUACUGACAACACACUGAAGGUUUGGGAUCUUAACAAGACAAGUUCCAAUUCUUUAUCAAGAGACACCUGUAGCUUAACUCUUAGAGGGCAUACUGAUGAGAAGAACUUUGUGGGUUUAUCAGCUGCUAAUGGAUAUAUAACAUGCGGCUCAGAGACAAAUGAGGUGUUUGCCUAUUACAAAUCUCUGCCCAUGCCAAUUACUGCACACACAUUUGGCUCCAUUGAUCCCAUAACUGGCAAAGAGACUGAAGAUGACAAUGAACAGUUUGUUUCGAGUGUUUUCUGGAGAAGGAAAUCAAAUAUGGUGGUUGCUGCCAAUUCAUCUGGGUGUAUACUUCUGCAGAUGGUUUAGAAAUACUGCUUGUCCCAUUAUCAGCUGUGGCAUUUCAAUAAUCUUGACCCCUCAUUAGUGAAGCAUCUACGCGUUUUACGGUAGCUUGAUCAUCUAUCAUUUCAAUCUUUCUUUGGAAAGAAUAUACUUGAAAAUUCAUGUUUUCAGCUGAAAAGUGAAGCUUGUAUCUUGCUGGCCUCUAUAUUAUCUGUUAUGGUUUAUGUAGUAGGGCUUAAGCUGAAUCCUUAUUUGGGAAUGGAGUUGCACUUUUGUUUGGCUGCUCAAAGAUAUAAAGUCUUCUGAGUCUACAGUGGCAAUGUUUUAUGAAGAUAAAGGGAAAGAUCUACAUGGCUUCCAGAAAACUUUCUGAAGUGGGUGACUUUUUCAAUUGUUUUCACAGAAGUUGCUUAAAAAUGAAACAACAGCAGCCAAUUCAUGUGAAUUAUCUCCUUUGUAAUAGAAUUUGAUUGUUCAGAUUACAAUCUAGUCAGUGGUCGAGAUAGCAUGUUCAGAGUUAUUCACUGUAUAUUUACACGGUAAAGAAGUUUACAAGCGUAGCCUUUAUAAAACUGUGUUUAGCUGUUGUAUAUGCACUCCUAUUCUUACUCCUUAGUUGAAAGUGGAAAGUAAACUGCA
Molecule: messenger RNA, 1137 nt
Organism: Sesamum indicum (sesame)
Lineage: Eukaryota; Viridiplantae; Streptophyta; Magnoliopsida; Lamiales; Pedaliaceae
Source: RefSeq, a predicted model, not a curated record